ACAGUGAGCUGAGAUCGCACCACUGCACUCCAGCUUGGAGGACAGAGCGAGACUCCAUCUCAAAACAAACAACUGUGGAAAAGAGUGCGUCAUGGAGCUUAGAAAUCCCAGGAAAUCCAGGUGAAGAAAGUAGAGCUCUGGGCAGAGGAGAUGGCGUGGGCAGAGGAGAUGGCGUGUGCAAAGGCCCUGUGGUGUGUUCAGCCAGCACGUUCAGGGAGCAGAAGGGUGGCCAGUGUGGCCGAGGUGAGGUCAGAAGCGGGGUGAGGACACAGAGCUUGGGGGAGGCCUGGUGCCAGGAAGAGCUGCCAGGGGUCUUGAGCACAGGGGUGAUAACAUUCCCUGUGGGAAGUAAACUGUUGGGAAUUGCGGGGAGGGCAAGGAGGAGGCGCUGGACCAGAGGAGUGCUGGGGAGUAGGGAGUGUCAGAUUCCCAAGAUGCAUAGGAUAGAGGGGUCUAAAUGCACUUCAUUCAUUCAUUCAUAGCCCUGGGCCCUGGGCCCAAGUUGCCCAUCCACACUCCACCUCUGUCUGUCCUCUUCCAAGUCCCUGUGUAAAUAGAAACUGGCGCCUGCUGGGACAUGAGCCAAGAGUAUCAUGAACUCGGGGGGCUGAAACUCUCCCUGCUUUACAGAUGAGGAAACGGAGGCUCGGAGAGGCGAGGUGACCCCCGAGACCAUCCCACUGGGAGGUGGUGAAGCUGGUUUUGGAGGGCCCCCAUCUCCCAAUCCCGUUCUCUGGGUUGGAAGAGCCUGGGUCCCCAGACGCCUGGCUCCAGCUCGGUCCCUACACCUGUCUCCUCCCCUUUCCUACCUUUGUACUUCCAAUAAUUGGAAUAAUUAAGUCAAUAAUCCACUCCUCGGGAGCCUGAGCCUGGAGUGGGAGGCAGGAGAACCCUGGGUCACAUUCAACCUCUAAAUGCUGCGCAGCCUGGAAGAGUCGUUUUCUUCCCUGAAUCGCACUCGAUCCCCUGCACGAGGAGACAGGAGGACUUGCUGUGGAGGGGCCAGGAUGCCCCAGGAAUCAGCUAGUGCCAUGGAGGGGCCAGGAUGCCCCGGGAAUCAGCUGGUGCCGUGGAGGGGCCAGGAUGCCCCGGGAAUCAGCCGGUGCCAUAGAGGGCCAGGAUCCCCGGGAAUCAGCUGGUGCCGUGGAGGGGCCAGGAUGCCCCGGGAAUCAGCCGGUGCCAUAGAGGGCCAGGAUCCCCGGGAAUCAGCUGGUGCCGUGGAGGGGCCAGGAUGCCCCGGGAAUCAGCUGGUGCCAUAGAGGGCCAGGAUCCCCGGGAAUCAGCUGGUGCCGUGGAGGGACCAGGACGCCCCGGGAAUCGGCUGGUGCCGUGGAGGGGCCAGGACGCCCCGGGAAUCAGCUGGUGCCAUAGAGGGCCAGGAUGCCCCAGGUAUCAGCUGGUGGCAUAGAUGACCAGGAUGCCCCGGGUAUCAGCUGGUGGCAUAGAUGGCCAGGAUGUCCUGGGUAUCAGCUGGUGCCAUGGAAGGGCCAGGACACCCCGGGUAUCAGCUGGUGCCAUAGAUGGCCAGGAUGACCUGGGUAUCAGCUGGUGCCGUGGAGGGGCAGGAUGCCCCGGGAAUCAGCUAGUAUCAACUGAGCACCCCGCCUGCGGCAGGCCUGGAGGUCAGCCGGUUCCAUGUGCUCCCUGAGGAAUCGGGCUACUCCCCGGUGCCUCAGUGUCCCUCUCUGGAAACUGGCGAUGGUGGCCCUCCAGGGCCCUCCCACUGGGCUAACCCGUGAUGCACGAAUCAGUCAGGUCCCUCCUGGGAGCUCGCAGACAGUCCUGCUCCUGGGAUUGUUUUAUUGUUACGCCGUCCCCUCCCUUUCCUGAGGCUCCCAGGGUAAGUCUUCAAGCUGCACAGCUACCCAGUGGCCUCCUCAGCAUUGGAGCUCGGAUUGCAGCCCUCCCCUUUUUAAACCACCUCCCUGUAGGUCCUCCAAGCCUGUUAUCCUGGAGGCCACUGUGGGGCAGCCUUGGAUUCAGGCCUGGCUCUGGGAAGCCCCGGGUCCCUGGUGGGGCCCCCACCUGGGGGGAUGGAGGGCCAAAGCCUCCCAGCAUGAGGCGCCACGACUCAGGGCGGAGAGGGGCUGGUCGAUACCACCUGGGCCCCUCCUCCAGCUUGAGCCCGAAUCUGCAGCAUCCUGGUCUCCCAUCCUGGAGGGCUGCAGCGAGGCUGCUGCAGAGGGAAGCAGAAGGUUCUGUUGACCAGGAGAGGCUCCUGUUUACUUACCGAUGGUGCAGAGCUAAGCAGCCAGAAGGCCCCGGGCUCCCUGCCCCUGCCCCACCCAGGGUGGGGUCUGCGUCCGUCCACAGGGCAGGUGUUAGGACCCAUCCCAGGCCCUGCUGUCCUUGUCUGCAAUGGAGGAGGGUGGCUCUGUGGCCCCUGAGGCCCCCUCUCCUCGGGCCUGCUGAAAGAGCACUGUUUCGGGGCCAUCGUGGCGAUGCUAUUCACCCAUUUGUUUGGCAAAUGUUUACUGGAGACAUGGCUGGCCUGUGCCUUGGGGCCACUACAGGGACAGGACCUCCAGGACCCUCCUCCCGGCUCGGGCCCAGCAGAGACGGUGGACAGACCCCCAGGAUCCGGGCCCAGCAGAGACGGUGGACAGACCCCCAGGAUCCGGGCCCAGCAGGGGCGGUGGACAGACCCCCAGGAUCCGGGCCCAGCAGAGACGGUGGACAGACCCCCAGGAUCCGGGCCCAGCAGGGGCGGUGGACAGACCCCCAGGAUCCGGGCCCAGCAGGGGCGGUGGACAGACCCCCAGGAUCCGGGCCCAGCAGGGGCGGUGGACAGACCCCCAGGAUCCGUGCCCAGCAGGGGCGGUGGACAGACCCCCAGGAUCCGGGCCCAGCAGGGGCGGUGGACAGACCCCCAGGAUCCGGGCCCAGCAGGGGCGGUGGACAGACCCCCAGGAUCCGGGCCCAGCAGGGGCGGUGGACAGACCCCCAGGAUCCGGGCCCAGCAGGGGCGGUGGACAGACCCCCAGGAUCCGGGCCCAGCAGGGGCGGUGGACAGACCCCCAGGAUCCGGGCCCAGCAGUGACGGUGGACAGACCCCCAGGAUCCGUGCCCAGCAGGGGCGGUGGACAGAUCCCCAGGAUCCGGGCCCAGCAGGGGCAGUGGACAGACCCCCAGGACCCUCCUCCCGCCUCAGGCCCAGCAGGGGUGGUGGACAGCAGCCCAAGGGUAUUCUGCAUGGCAGCUGGAGCUGGGGUUCGGGGGCCCUGCUAGUCUGUGGUGGGGCCUGCCCAGGCUUCCUGGAGGCGGCGGCGGUGAAGGGGAGAAUUCCUCGGUGUCUGCCUCCUUGUCAGACUUCGGGGCUGCGUCGCGGUUGCCCCAGCACAAAAAUGAGGGCUCAUCAACGUUUGCUGGGUGAGCAAAGCUUAGAUGGGGUCACAGCUCCUCCGGGUUUCACUUUCCCCUCUGGACGGCAGGACUCUAACCCCUUAUUGCAAGGGUACGUGGAGAGUGGGGAGGCCUCAGCCCAGCUCUCUCGCCCUCCUGGACCCCUCUUCUACCACUGUGGCAGCAGCCGCUCCUCCCAGCUUGGGCCACAUCCAGACUUGGGGACAUUCCCAGAAUGCAGGAGGCUCCUGGACAAUCAAUAAUUCAAUAAAGCGCCAGGCGUCCGCCGGCUCCGGGUUGGUCCUGGGGAUAUGUUAUCUUGCUGGCUCCAAGCACGAGGAGGCUGGGAACUGCUCAGCUCGGUUCCAGAAGAGGAAACUGAGGCGGGGAGGGCAGGGAGGGAGGGAGAGAAGGAAGCAGUGAAGGCCGGGGCUGGCAGAUCACGAAGCAGCUGGCAGGAGGGGGGUCGGGGCCUCAGGAGGGGGGGACCCUGUGGUCUCAGGAACUGCCAGGAAGCCUGGGUUUGGACCUGGUCUUGCCCCCUAUGGGUUUCUCCAUCCGUGAAUCACACGCAUGUGCCUUCUCUCUUCGCCCCGACCCUCACGCUUUCCUGCUGUAUUCCUGUUCCGGGCGUCACCACCCCUGCAGUUCUAAGCUGCACCUGUACGCUCUGUGGGCAUCCUGCCCCUGCAUCACCAGGGCUGGGGCCACCUCCCUCCGUCCCAGCUGUGUCCCCGGUGGCCAGGUCACUGUCCAGCAUCAAGCGGGUGCUCAGGAAACGUUUGUCCAUGAAAUGAAGGAGCCCCCCCCUUCCAGGCUUCUUGUAGGGCUGCUGAGAGGUUGCCCAUUUAGUAAGACCUGCUGUCCUAGCUGUUCGGUCCUUGUUUCUGGAAGGAAACCCCCCACCUUCCUCAUCUACAGAUUGAGAAUUGCAGUAGGACCUGCGUACUGGGUUGUGUGAGAGUCAGAGACCCGCCAGGACGCUGGGAGGCUGGCAGGGAGGAAACGCUCCAUCAUAAACCCAGCUGCAUUUA
Molecule: messenger RNA, 4376 nt
Organism: Homo sapiens (human)
Lineage: Eukaryota; Metazoa; Chordata; Mammalia; Primates; Hominidae
Product: proline-rich proteoglycan 2-like
Exons: 2
Coding region: 2442-3605 (387 amino acids)
Source: RefSeq, a predicted model, not a curated record